Messenger RNA from Gadus chalcogrammus (walleye pollock), 2614 nucleotides. Its product is annotated as sentrin-specific protease 5-like. Gene Ontology annotation, cellular component: nucleus. Gene Ontology annotation, molecular function: deSUMOylase activity. Bases 382 to 2244 code for a protein of 620 amino acids. The transcript has 12 exons. Gene Ontology annotation, biological process: protein desumoylation. NCBI's taxonomy places the organism in Eukaryota, Metazoa, Chordata, Actinopteri, Gadiformes, Gadidae. The record is from RefSeq and is a predicted model, not a curated record.
AAUGUUGGGCGACGGGCUUGUUAUGGUUCGGCUAAACGAUCCCCAGCCUUAUUUAUUUCAAAACUCGCUUCUGCGGUGAAAUAAGAAAAUCUGCGUAGAACAGACUCAUGCUUUUGAAUCGAUAUCAUCCAAUGUCGGAUCACAAUUUGUAAUUUAUCGCGUCCGGAAACCGGAGAAAGAUCAAAGUGAGGAGGUGACAUCUGGCUGUUCCACCGAAGCGACACCUGCCUUCAUUGAAUGAGGGCUAGCCACAUUAGCUUCUGAUCCAACCACAACAUUAAAAGGCACGGCCCACAUUUCGCUCCAUACUGGAAUCACAUUCAUAUAAAACUGCAGGUAAACGGCGACGAGCUGGCGCAGGUUGUGGGGUGCCCGUGGAUCAUGAGAGACGGCGGCGGUAGCCUCGCGCAGAACCGCUGGCAGGGGGAUCUGGGCCUGACCGCUGUGGGCCAGGAAGACACCGGAGGAGGUGGGAUACCUGGGGAUCACCUCCUAGACCCUGCAUCAGGCCACAGUGUGCCCAGCCCCAUGCAACUGAAGCUGGGGCAGAAGGAAAAGGUCUGGAAGGGGGAAUAUGUAGAGGAGGACGAAGAGGACGGAAUCGAGACAAUAGGCGACGAGGAGGCGGAAAACCACUUUGAGGAGGCGGAAAACAACUUUGAGGAGGAGGAGGAGGAGGAGGAAGAAUUCGAAGGGGAGAUAUGGGACGAGGAGGAGGAAGACGAGGAGGACGAUGGGGAAUCGGAGCAGGAGUGGGAGGGCGCCCAAUUUCCCUCCCAGUCCAACCAGCCCCUCCACCCACAACCGCCGCCACACCACCACCACCACCACCAGCAGCAGCAGCAGCAUCCGCAACACCCCCACCCCCACCCCCACCAGCAGCAGCAGCAGCAGCAGCAGCUCCUCCCGUACGGCGGAGGCCUGCCCAGCGUCGAGAGCCUCGACGUCCCCGUCGCCGGUUACCGUGGCGACGCCGAGGACGACUCGCCGCGGCCCCGACCAGUCGUCCGCGGCUCGCGUUUCAGCGGGUUCAGGGCGCUGCGCCGCCUCCGCCAGCUGCGGGGGCUGCAGGGGGCGGCGUCGGCUGGUGGUGGUGGCGCCGGAGGGGGCCGCUUCCGCCUGGCCCAGCACUGGAGGUCCUGGCGCCAGCGGGCGCUGUGGGCCGGGGUCGUGAAGCACCGGCGCGCCCGGAGAUGGCAGAGGUACACGUUCUACGGCCAGCCGAAGAGGGACACCCGGCACAGGGGCUCGCCGUCCUCAGGCGACGGGGAGGAGGAGGAGGAGGAGGAGGAGGAGAGGUUCUCAGAGUCCGAGACAGACGAGCGGCUGAACGGAUGCGUGGUGAGUGGCCGGCGCGAUGGCUCCAUGGAGGCGGCGGCGGCCCGGCGGGAGGCGGAGAUCUCGUUCGCGGCCAGGGACAAGCCCGUGGAGCUGGCCCUGACGGAGGAACACAUGAGCUGCGUGACCGGGAUUCUAGAAGAGUCUUUGCAGCAAUACGGCAGCCUGAUCCCCAUCCACGUGGACGACGUCGUAGAGAAGCUGCAGGAGAUCUUCGGCGAGAGCUUCUCUCAGCCUCACAGGAAAGUGGUGGUGCAGCACCUGAUCCAGUCCUUCCAGCGCUCCUCCGGCACCGCCCUGGUGCGGACAUUCCGCGUCAACUACAAACGCCACGUCCUGACAAUGGACGACCUCAGCACGCUGUACGGACAGAACUGGCUCAACGACCAGGUGAUGAACAUGUACGGUGACCUGGUCAUGGAUUCGGUGCCAGAGAAGGUAAAUGUCCACUUUUUCAACAGCUUCUUCUACGACAAGCUGCGGACAAAAGGUUACGACGGAGUCAAGCGGUGGACGAAAAACGUGGACAUCUUCCAGAAGGAUCUGCUGUUGAUCCCCAUCCACCUGGAGGUCCACUGGUCCCUGGUCUGCGUGGACAUCCCCCGCCGUGCCAUCACCUACUUUGACUCCCAGCGCACCCUGAACCGCCGAUGUCCAAAGCACAUCUUCAAGUACCUUCAAGCUGAGGCCAUCAAAAAGCAGCGGCAAGACUUUUUAACAGGAUGGAAUGGCUUCUUCAAAAUGAACGUGGGCCGCCAAAACAACGACAGUGACUGCGGGGCCUUUGUACUACAGUAUUGCAAGUGUCUGGCGCUGGGCCUGCCGUUCAGCUUCGGACAACAGGACAUGCCUCGGCUGAGAAGGCAAAUGUACAAAGAACUGUGUCACUGCAAACUCACGCUGUGACCCCGCCCACGGUCCCGCCCUCCAACCUGGCCCCCGACCGCCAUCGCCGCCUCCAUCGCCACACGCCGGCGAGUCAACUCCGGCCCCCGCCGCAUGGAAGAAUCCCCGAGGACCGCAGGGGGGGGGGGGGGAAGGCGGCCGAACACGACCUGAUCCAGGAGGUCGGGUCGGGUGGGGCUGGCGCUGGCGGCCGUCGUUUUUUUUUUUCCUUCAUACUUUUUCCUCGUCUUCGUCUCUACACAAGAUACUCACCCAUAGUGGGCUGCAGAGACCGACUCUCUCUCUUUCUCUCGCUCACUCUCUCAUUCUCUUGUUUAUUUUUGUUGCCCACCUUUUGAUUUCCUGCACCCCCCCCCCCACAAUCCCCCGA